CCUUCUUCAAACGCUCAGAACCGGCACUGCCAAUGAAUGAAUGCUUACAGAACACUGCUGUCCAAAGAGCCGCUACUGCACUUCUUGCAGAUUUGCCCGCCACAAGCAUUUCAGAAGAGAUGAAAAGGCAGAGAAGGGCAGAAACGGCAUUAACUGAAACGGGUGUUGAAUGCCCAAAUGAUGAAAAUAUUCGGGAGGGGGUGAUGAAUGAGGAUGAUAUUAGGGAAAUCAAACCGGGGAUGCCAAUGGAAAUGAGAUCUAUCUGCCCCUUCAUUUACGUUGAAAACGUCAACGAAAGGCGUCUGCCUCGUCGAAUCACUGAAGUGCGUUGCCUCUGUGAAAGACCACCAAGAAGGGGACGAACUCACCACACUGCAGGCAUCCACUGCGAGCCUCUUCAUUUCUCCAUUCCUGUACUUUUAUUUGAGGAUGAACAAUGUAGUGAACCAAAACGAUCUCUUGAACAAGUAACUCUGGGUUGUGUUGCUGUCCAUGGAGCUAGUAGUCGAAGCGGGUUUCUUUCAGCCAUUGGACAGCCCAGACCGCUUAUAGUAACCGAGCAACAAUUUUGA
Molecule: messenger RNA, 572 nt
Organism: Meloidogyne enterolobii
Lineage: Eukaryota; Metazoa; Nematoda; Chromadorea; Rhabditida; Meloidogynidae
Source: the annotation of a GenBank genome assembly